This is a messenger RNA of Myotis davidii, 1006 nucleotides long. It is a transcript of the gene RFXANK, whose product is annotated as regulatory factor X associated ankyrin containing protein. The transcript is spliced from 8 exons. Lineage: Eukaryota; Metazoa; Chordata; Mammalia; Chiroptera; Vespertilionidae. Gene Ontology annotation, biological process: regulation of transcription by RNA polymerase II. The record is from RefSeq and is a predicted model, not a curated record. Bases 14 to 847 code for a protein of 277 amino acids. Gene Ontology annotation, molecular function: protein binding. Gene Ontology annotation, cellular component: nucleus.
CCCCCCCCCCCCCAUGGAGCUCACCCAGCCUUCAGAGGACCUCAGCCUGACCCAGCAGCCUCCCACCCCAGAAUUUGGGGAACCUGAAGACCCCAGGGAUGAGGCCCCGGAUGGCUCAGACACAGUGGUGCUCAGUCUCUUCCCCUGCACCCCAGAGCCUGGGAACCCUGAACCUGAUGCUGGCGCCUCUUCACCUCAGGGCAACUCCCUAAAGCACUCCACGACCCUCACCAACCGGCAGCGGGGGAAUGAGGUCUCGGCCCUGCCGGCCACCCUGGACUCCCUGUCCAUCCACCAGCUUGCAGCCCAGGGAGAGCUGAGCCAGCUGAAGGAGCAUCUGAGGAAAGCUUUGGGGAGAGUGGGCAGGGGUGCAGCCCAGUGGUACCAACCCCUCCUGCCAGGCGACAACCUCAUCAACAAGCCGGACGAGCGUGGCUUCACCCCCCUCAUCUGGGCCUCAGCCUUCGGAGAGAUAGAGACCGUCCGAUUCUUGCUUGAGUGGGGUGCCGACCCCCACAUCCUGGCCAAGGAGCGGGAGAGCGCCCUGUCACUGGCCAGCACAGGUGGCUACACAGACAUCGUGGGGCUGCUGCUCGAGCGUGAUGUGGACAUCAACAUUUACGACUGGAAUGGAGGGACGCCACUGCUCUAUGCCGUGCGUGGGAACCAUGUGAAGUGCGUGGAGGCCUUGCUGGCCCGAGGAGCUGAUCUCACCACUGAAGCCGACUCUGGCUACACCCCCAUGGAUCUCGCUGUGGCUCUGGGAUACCGGAAAGUGCAACAGGUGAUCGAGAACCACAUCCUCAAGCUCUUCCAGAAUAACCUGGUGCCCGACGAUCCUGAGUGAAGGCCACCCCGCCCCCCCUCCAGGGACUCAGACACUCAGGGAACAAAGCGGUCAACCCAGAGUUGGGGGGACCCAGAACUGGCUUCAAAGGCAGCUCCCGGACAGAUGGUGGGAGGGACCCUUCCCAGCAGAAAUCAAUAAACCUGUGCAGAACUUGAA